AUGUCUUUUCGAGGCAAUUCCAAGUUCUUCGUAUUUGGAUUUCUGUUCCUGUUCAUCGCCCUUAUACUGGACGUAAUAGGUGUGGCUACGCCAUAUUGGUUCUAUGCAGAGAAAAAUGGCGUGAAAAUAUAUGGAGGUCUCUGGAAAAGCUGUCUCGAUAUAUCGGGCUCAGAAGAAUCCAAAUGCAAUAAGUAUGAGGAUGUUCCAGAUUGGCUGAAAGCUGUACGAGGAUUUGGCUUCCUUGGGAUACUCGUCUCAACUCUUGCUCUCACUUCUGCCUCACUGAAGAUUUGUUUGAAGGACAGAGUAUCCUUGUUGAUCAUAGCGAUUAUCUUGUCUUUUAUAAGCGCAUUGUGCUCUGUUGUGUCCAUAGCAGUUUUUGCCAGAAAAUACCCUAACUUGGUAAUAGAAAUGAUACGAAAUGAUUUGAACUUCAACUUCUCAUUUAUUUUUUGUGCACUUUUCAUCGUUCUGUCGGCUUUUGCUGGGAUUUGUAUGAUCAUUCAAAUAGCGAAAAGGACCUCGUACUCGACCAUUGAUGGUCGUUGA
Saccostrea echinata is the source of this 549-nucleotide messenger RNA. RefSeq lists its product as uncharacterized. The coding region runs from base 1 to 549 and encodes 182 amino acids. The transcript is spliced from 3 exons. The record is from RefSeq and is a predicted model, not a curated record. Lineage: Eukaryota; Metazoa; Mollusca; Bivalvia; Ostreida; Ostreidae. Gene Ontology annotation, cellular component: membrane; cell-cell junction. Gene Ontology annotation, biological process: cell-cell adhesion.